Molecule: messenger RNA, 923 nt
Organism: Annulohypoxylon maeteangense
Lineage: Eukaryota; Fungi; Ascomycota; Sordariomycetes; Xylariales; Hypoxylaceae
Exons: 3
Coding region: 121-468 (115 amino acids)
Source: RefSeq, a predicted model, not a curated record
AUUCAUACAUUGCGCCCAGCUCAUAAUAAGCCGCCAAUAAUCAGAUUUUCUUCAUGGGAUCAAUCAUUAGUUGUGGGCCAAAAUAGAAGAAUCAUACUAGCCAGGCACCUUUUGCGCAUCAUGUCAACCACCACCGCAACAGCUGUGAAGAAGCCUGAGCUUCAGGGAAUGCGCAAGAAUGGCAAGCAAUGGCAUCCCCAACGGAAAGCAUUUCGACCAGGUUCGGGCCUAACUUCAUACGAGAAACGGGCGAGACUGCGCACGGAAACAGCCGCGACGAAAGCAAGAGAAAAUGAAAUGAAGCAGGAAAAAGAGAGCGAAAGACAGCAACGAGUGCAAUCAAUCAAGGAAAAGCGGGCGGCAAAGGAAGAGAAAGAGCGGUAUGAGAAGAUGGCAGAGAAGAUGCAUAAGAAACGAGUUGAACGGCUGAAGAGAAAGGAAAAGCGGAACAAACUUCUCAAUUCAUGAUCCGCACCUAUGUGUCCUUCUACAGAAAUAUCUACAGCUACGAUCACUUGUCUUUUACGUCCUCGGCAAGGGAGGAUCUUAAACAUGGGCCAGUCAUCUACCGAUAACGACGGAACAUAGGCCAAACCACUAGAAGAUCAGAAUUAUCUUCAAUUAAUCAAUUCAAGAAGCAGCCUGUGGGGACGAAGUCGGUCCGGAAUGGAGUACUAUGUUGCUGGUGUUCAUGUAAGGGGGAGGGACAAUUCAGCGUAUGGGAUACCUGCUGUGUCACCGCCAGAUCGGACGCCACAAGGUAUCACGGAUCUUAAAGUGCAGAAAGAUAAGCUAGCAAUUGGGAGAAGAAUGAUGAUAAGGUCUAGGUAGCUUACAUACAACGGCCAACUCGACAAAAACCACCUGGCAGCAGUAACUCCAUGUGCAAUAAAUAAAAUGCCAUCCAAAUAUAUAUCCCCACC